GUGAAAGCGUGGGCAAGCACAUGCUGGAGGCGUGCAACAACAACCUGGAGAUGGCGGUCACCAUGUUCCUGGACGGCGGGGGCAUCGCCGAGGAGCCCAGCACCAGCUCGGCCGCCGCGGCUGCCGUGCGGCCGCACACGGAGGAUGAAGUACGAGCUCCCAUUCCUCAAAAACAAGAAAUUUUAGUUGAGCCUGAGCCCUUGUUUGGAGCUCCCAAAAGACGCAGACCUGCCCGUUCAAUAUUUGAUGGCUUUCGGGAUUUCCAAACAGAAACCAUUCGGCAGGAACAGGAGCUACGGAAUGGAGGGGCGGUGGAUAAGAAGCUCACGACUCUCGCGGACCUCUUCAGGCCUCCCAUUGAUCUCAUGCACAAAGGCAGUUUUGAAACGGCCAAGGAGUGCGGUCAGAUGCAGAACAAGUGGCUCAUGAUAAACAUUCAGAACGUGCAAGAUUUUGCAUGUCAGUGUCUCAACCGCGACGUGUGGAGCAAUGAGGCUGUGAAGAACAUAAUCCGGGAGCACUUCAUUUUCUGGCAGGUAUACCACGACAGUGAGGAAGGACAGAGGUACAUACAGUUUUAUAAAUUGGCAGACUUCCCUUAUGUCUCCAUCCUGGAUCCCAGAACAGGCCAGAAACUAGUGGAGUGGCACCAGCUCGAUGUAACUUCGUUCUUGGACCAAGUGACUGGGUUCCUGAGCGAGCACGGCCAACUGGAUGGGCAUUCGACUAACCCUCCCCCAAAAUGUUGUCGUUCUGAGAGCCUCAUUGAUGCCAGUGAGGACAGCCAGUUGGAAGCUGCCAUCAGAGCCUCGUUACAGGAGACCCAUUUUGAUUCCUCACAGGCCAAGCAGGAGAGUCGGUCGGAUGAGGAGUCUGAAUCAGAGCUUUUUUCCGGGAGCGAAGAGUUCAUUUCGGUGUGCGGAUCAGAGGAGGAGGAGGAAUUGGAGAAUCCUGCCAAGUUGAGGAAAUCUCCACACAAGGACUUGGGGUAUAAAAAAGAAGAGAGUCGGAGGCCACAGCUUGAGGCCCCUGCACGGACAGAGCCAGGUACAACGUCAAAUCACAGAGUCCUGCCCUGCAUUGAUGCAGGGAUCCUGGAGGAGUCCACUGACAAGCCUGAAAGCACAUUGCAAGUGCUAGAUGUGAAUGGACCAAAGGCACAGCUGAUGCUAAGGUAUCCAGAUGGAAAGAGGGAACAGAUUUCACUGCCUGAACAAGCUAAACUUCUGGCUCUCGUGAAGCACGUGCAGUCGAAAGGCUACCCCAACGAGCGCUUCGAACUUCUCACCAACUUCCCUCGGAGGAAACUCUCCCACCUGGACUAUGAGAUCACGUUGCAGGAGGCAGGCCUGUGCCCUCAAGAGACUGUCUUUGUACAAGAAAGGAAUUAGCAGCGUGGCCUGAGCUCUCCCAGCCCUUCCUCCUCUCCACCUAGGGCACUGACUCAUUGAAUACCCGGUUGCGGGUCGUAGGAUCGCUGCGCUGAAGUCACACAGGCAGCUGCCUGGCCCUGCUCUCUGCUUUCCUUCUCCCUCAUCUAGUGACCAAAUGAGAACGUGCUGAGUUCGGUUCRGUUUGGUUUGGUUUUUGUUUCCCCAGCUUGGGCCCUGGGGAAGAGCGCUGGGAAGAACAUCUCUUUGGGAAAAAACGUCUUUGUUUUGGUUUGGUUUUUUAAUGGAAGAAAAUAAAAGGGUAAUCUGUGCAGCCCGAUAUGCUGGGGUUUGGAGCAGCCAUAAGCUAUAGACCCUUCUCACUGCUCUUCUGAAAUCUAUUCUGUUUAAUUUAUUAAAACAAAAACGGAGUCAUCUCUCUGCAAGGGGAGAGGAUAAUCUCGAGUAGGGUCCAACCUUCAUUUUGACCCUCUACGCUAAAGGCUUGCAUUAACCUUACACCCUCCUCACAGAAUCACUUGUCUAGUCUAGCACUCUGCAGAAAACUUAGUUUGGGGGAGRACCUGGGGUGCUGAGCUGUGUUCAGCUGCUCUGAUCCUGUCUUGCUUAAAGGCUUCUAUAACGCCUGCGUAUUUUCUUCCUACUUUAAAUCCUAAGGGUGAAAUGGUGAGCAAAAACAGGCAUACUCAACAGAGGAUUAACUGCUUGGCCCAGAGGGAAAGCAGCUUCUCUGCUAUUUUAGCCAGAAUUAACUCUUUUUGUAAGAAUAAGUGAAGGUUUCUCUUCCCCCAUAACCUUACAAGACUCCUCAUGUUGACUUUCAGGGUUUUACGCAUGGAAGGUGGCUGGGUUUUGUAAAGAUCAUAGAGGCUCCAGGAAACACCCAUCAUAAAACUGACGGUUACGUGGCUUUUCUGUUUGUGCAUUUUUUUUCCCCCAGUUUCAACCAACCUUGCAGGGACUUCAAAGCUCUGCGCAGGGGCAGGAACGUUCCCUUUGGUGUUUAAAAUCGUAUAUGGAGCCUUGUUGGAUUGCAGAAGGAAGCAAGGYGUUAUGAAAGGUGUUACAGUCAGACCUGCGAACUCUCAGGUGCUUUUUAUUACAUUUCUGACACAGCCAUCCUCAAGACUAAUGUUUAAGCAGAGCAUUUAUUUGCAAUUGAGAGCUUGGGUGUGCAUGCUCUUCACCAGUGAAAAAAAAGGAUGUGUAAAAGUAACUGUACCCUAGAAGAACAGGGAGAAGGUAAGAGUUGUAUCAAGAAGUACCAAACUCUACUAGUGAGCUUCAUGCAGAAUGUCAGGGAGCCCUGGCUUCAGAUAAUAGUAUUGGCUAAAGAAAAAGACUUAGUGAUCAGAAACUCAUUAUAGGGUUAAAAAAUAUUUUUCUGAAUAUUUUGCCUUAAGUUUCAUACUUGCCUGCAUGUUCUGGAAUCUUGAAAUGUAGGAAAUCAUGGAGUACACCCAGCGGUCCCUAUGGUAGUGUUUGUUCACAACUGUCCUCUACUCCUUUUGCACGGAAUCAGAAGAUUUUAUCACUUCAUGUCCCUUCUGUCUGAAGCCUGUUCUGCAGGAUACAGGGUCGCGGGAUACAUGACAGCAGCUUCCUACCUGGUGAGACUUGUGAAAUCUGGUGUUGCUUUUGGACUAUGAA
Molecule: messenger RNA, 3041 nt
Organism: Nothoprocta perdicaria
Lineage: Eukaryota; Metazoa; Chordata; Aves; Tinamiformes; Tinamidae
Gene: UBXN7
Product: UBX domain protein 7
Exons: 10
Coding region: 21-1391 (456 amino acids)
Biological process (GO): proteasome-mediated ubiquitin-dependent protein catabolic process
Cellular component (GO): nucleus
Molecular function (GO): ubiquitin binding
Source: RefSeq, a predicted model, not a curated record